ACUGCUACUACACAGUAUAUACAUAUCGAUUAUGGGAGGAGAGAAACAUGGUCACACCAUCUCCUCCCUUUUCUUCUUCUUUUUCCUUGUUUCCAUUCCUUAUCCAACAAUUGCCAAAAAGGAUGGAUCUUCUUCUAAUUCAUCAUCUUCUCAACAUGUAGUCAAAUACUCUCCCGUCGAUAAUUACUUGAUCAAUUGUGGUUCAACCGAAGCCACCGUCUUAAGCGACGGCCGGUCCUUUCGUUCCGACGCUCAAUCGGCUUCUCUACUUUCCACCACUGAAGAUAUACAGGUAUCUGAUAAAUCCCUUUCCAAUUCCACCUUCUCCAAUACCUCCUCCUUUCUUCUCUCCUCUUCAUUGCCUCUCUAUCAAACGGCAAGGAUCUUCGUUGAUGAUUCCACCUACAGCUUCUUCAUCUCUCGCCCAGGUAGACAUUGGGUUCGUCUCUAUUUCUUUCCUCUUCCAGAUUCAUCAUACAACCUCACAUCUGCCACAUUCUCUGUCAUCACCGAUUCCACUGUCCUCCUCCGUGAUUUCUCUGUCUCGAAUAACAAUUCCUUGAUUCUCAAAGAGUACCUCGUCAACGUCACCUCCAAUAGAUUCUCCCUCACAUUCCAGCCCCAAUCGAAAUCCAUAGCAUUCAUCAAUGCCAUGGAGAUCGUAUCGGCUCCGGACACGCUCAUUCCUGACACGGCCACCACCGUCUCCCCUGUAGGAAGCUUCAACGGUUUAAACAAUUAUGCCCUAGAGGUUUCUUAUCGUUUGAACGUAGGCGGGUGGCCUUUAACGUCCUUAAACGAUACCUUGGGGAGGACAUGGCAGAAUGACUUAUCUUUCAUGAGAUCCCCUCUACUGGCACAGAACGUAUCGAUUUCUCCGUCGAAAAUCGAGUACCCGUCGACCGGCGCUAGUGCUUUCAUCGCCCCCAAUGCGGUGUAUUCGACGGCGAAUGAGAUGGCAAAUGCGAAUGUCACACAACAGAAUUUCAAUCUCUCCUGGGAGAUGAAUGUUGAUCCGACCUUCUCCUACUUGAUCAGACUCCACUUCUGCGACAUUGUGUGCAAGACCCUUAAUGAACUCUUCUUCAAUGUCUACGUCAAUGAGAUGAUGGGCGUGGCGAGCCUUGAUCUUUCCACCAUCACCGGAAGCCUCCGCACCGCUUAUUUCCAGGAUUUCGUGCUCAACACCUCCGCCGUCGUUGAUGGCAAAAUAAGGGUGGAAGUGGGUCCGGCUUCCAACGUUCAAUCGGCAACGCCCAAUGCUAUCCUCAACGGCCUCGAGGUAAUGAAGAUGAGCAACGAAGCCAGCAGCUUGGAUGGCUUGUACACCAUCGAUGGGUCGUAUGUGGGGCCUUCCAUCUACAGCAAGCUUAAGAUAGUCGCCGCAGUUGGAAUCGGCUUGGGUGUGAUGGCUAUGUUGUUGGUGGCCACGAUGUUCGUUCGUUGGCAGAAGAGGCCUCCAGGUUGGGAGAAGCGGAAUAGCUUCUCGUCAUGGCUACUCCCUCUUCACGCCACUGGCCAAUCAAGCUUCAUGUGUAGCAAGAGCUGGUCACGUGGAGGAAUGAGGUCAAAGAGUAAGAGCAAAAAUGGCAACUCGGGCAUAAUGGGCCUCGGAAGAUUAUUCAGCUUCGCCGAAUUACGAGAAGCUACACGCAACUUCGACGACAAGGCGGUCAUCGGUGUUGGUGGGUUUGGUAAAGUGUACCUUGGUGAGACCGAAGAUAAAACCAAGCUUGCUAUUAAACGUGGAAACCCGAGUUCUGAACAGGGCAUCAAUGAGUUCCAAACUGAGAUUCAAAUGCUCUCCAAGCUUCGUCACCGUCAUCUGGUUUCUUUAAUUGGAUACUGCGAUGAGAACUCAGAGAUGAUACUUGUGUAUGAGUACAUGGCCAAUGGUCCGUUCCGUGACCAUCUCUAUGGUUCUAACCUCACUCCAUUAUCAUGGAAACAACGACUCGAGAUCUGUAUUGGUGCUGCGCGAGGGCUGCAUUAUCUCCACACAGGCGCAGCGCAAGGAAUCAUCCACCGUGAUGUCAAGACCACCAACAUUCUCCUUGAUGAAAAUUUCGUUGCUAAGGUCUCUGAUUUUGGGCUUUCCAAGACAGGACCAGCGAUAAACCAGACCCACGUCAGCACUGCCGUGAAGGGCAGUUUUGGGUAUCUCGACCCGGAGUACUUCAGGCGGCAACAGCUGACGGAGAAGUCUGAUGUGUACUCAUUCGGUGUUGUGCUCUUUGAGGUGUUGUGUGCGAGGCCGGCCAUCAAUCCAGCACUGCCAAGGGAACAGGUGAAUUUGGCAGAAUGGGCGAUGCAGUGGCACAGGAAGGGAUUGCUGGAGAAGAUUAUUGAUUCUCAUCUUCAGGGGACCAUAAGCUCAGGCUCGCUGAAGAAGUAUGUGGAAGCUGCGGAGAAGUGUUUGGCUGAGUAUGGUGUGGAUAGGCCGUCCAUGGGAGAUGUUCUUUGGAACUUGGAGUAUGCUUUGCAGCUGCAAGAAGUGUCGACGAAGAUUGAUCCUUCUGAGGAUAACGGUUCUGUUCUCAAUGCUUUGCAGCCACGAAGCGAGAAUGACCACAAUGACCAUGCUUCGACACCGGCUGCUGUUGCCUUUGAUGAUAAUUCAGGAGUAGUUAAUGCUCCAUUGUUUUCUCAGAUUGGAGGGUUUCAAGGAAGAUAAGAGUUGAUCAAUUCAAAUCUGGUGGUUGAUGGUUCUCUCCUCUGCCUUUGGUUUGGAAGAGUAGCAAUUUGAUAGGUGAUUGUGGGGAGCAAGC
Molecule: messenger RNA, 2768 nt
Organism: Telopea speciosissima
Lineage: Eukaryota; Viridiplantae; Streptophyta; Magnoliopsida; Proteales; Proteaceae
Product: probable receptor-like protein kinase At5g61350
Exons: 1
Coding region: 32-2674 (880 amino acids)
Biological process (GO): protein autophosphorylation
Cellular component (GO): plasma membrane; plasmodesma
Molecular function (GO): transmembrane receptor protein tyrosine kinase activity; ATP binding
Source: RefSeq, a predicted model, not a curated record